Penicillium canariense is the source of this 1590-nucleotide messenger RNA. Its product is annotated as histidine phosphatase family protein. Bases 1 to 1590 code for a protein of 529 amino acids. Gene Ontology annotation, molecular function: acid phosphatase activity. The transcript has 3 exons. The record is from RefSeq and is a predicted model, not a curated record. NCBI's taxonomy places the organism in Eukaryota, Fungi, Ascomycota, Eurotiomycetes, Eurotiales, Aspergillaceae.
AUGAAACUUCUCGCUGGAGCCACCUUGGCCUCCGUGGCUGCCGCGGCCUCUUCAUCGGCCGCUUCAUCGGCCGCUUCAUCGUCCCCGGCAUUUGCGCCCACCGGCGCGACCUAUGCGUCGGGCUUUGACAUGACCCGGAGCUGGGCCAACCUCAGCCCCUAUAAGGAUGCGGGGGGCUUCGGUCUUCCCAAAGGCGUGCCGCAGGGAUGCCAACUCUCCCAGGUGCACGUUCUGCAUCGACACGCCGAGCGAUACCCGACUGACUACCCUCUGGACGGCGCGGGCAUGCAGGACUUCGCCUCUAAAUUGACCAACUAUACCAAGGCACACUCCGGCAACACCGUUGCUAGCGGACCGCUGAAGUUCCUCGAUAACUGGAAGUAUGUCAUUGGUGAUGACACCUUACUGGAGACCGGUGCAGCCACUGAGGCGACCUCGGGUGCUCAGUUUUGGGUCAAGUAUGGCCGUCUGUUGUACCGUGCCGAUCGUGACAGCAUGGCUGCCUGGAAUUCGGAUCUCAAUGUUUAUCCUAAUGGCACUGCUCGCCCGAAGCCGGUCUUCCGGACCACAUCCCAGGCACGUAUCUUGGAGAGUGCUCGCUGGUGGCUUAGUGGCUUCUUCGGUAAUACUGGUGCCAACAGCUCCUAUGAGCAGUACGACCUGGUGGUUAUCCCCGAGGUUUUCCCCUUCAAUAACACUCUGGCUUCGUAUGAAUCGUGCCUGGGCGACAUGACCGAGGGUGACGACUCUGCUGAGACAUUCAUCUCGCGCUACACCAAGCAUGCCCGCACGCGUCUCUCUUCCUACUUUCCCCGGGAUUUCAAUUUGACCGCCAUGGAUGUCUUGGCCAUGCAGAACCUUUGCGUGUACGAGUACACCAGUCUCGGCGGCUCAUCAUUCUGCUCCCUUUUCACUGAGCAGGAGUGGAAAGACUUUGCCUACAAUGUUGACGUCCAGUACUACGGCGACUAUGCCUUCGGAUCCCCCACCGGCCGGGCCCAGGGCAUUGGCUAUGUUCUGGAACUCGCCGCUCGUCUUCAGCAGAAGCUCAUCACCUCUAGUGACACCAGCAUCAACUAUACCUAUGACGACAACACCGCUCAAUUCCCAUUCGGCCAGCCGUUCUACAUGGACAUGACUCACGACGAUAUCAUUCUCUCCGUCAUCACUGCCCUCGGGCUUGAGUACUUCAAGUAUGGUCCCAAUGGCCUGCCGGGUGACGUGGACCAUGCUCCCUCAAACCGCACCUUCUCCCUCACUGAGAUGACUCCCUUCGGUGCGCGUUUCUUCUCCGAGAUCUGGACGUGUCCCCACCAUGUUUCUUUCAACGAGCUGGAUCCCGUACUCUACGAGAACCCCCAUCUCGAAACUACUCCGCAUACUACGGAUUACAUCCGUUUUGUGUUGAACAAUGCGCCCUUACCUCUAAAGGGGCUUGUCGGUUGUGAGAAAUCCAAGAACGGCUUCUGUCGGGUUGACCAAUUCUUGGAGGGCGUACCGACCCUAAAGAACAAUGCUAAGUACCAGGAAGCUUGCUUCGGCAACUAUACCGCCGGAAGCCAAGUCGGUGAUGGUGUUCCAGACUCUUAA